This is a messenger RNA of Rotaria sp. Silwood2, 642 nucleotides long. NCBI's taxonomy places the organism in Eukaryota, Metazoa, Rotifera, Eurotatoria, Philodinida, Philodinidae. The record is from the annotation of a GenBank genome assembly.
AUGAAUGUGUUGAUAGUUUUGGCUGUUUGUUACUUGACUAUUGGAGAUUUGGUCCAUCCAUCAUCGAUUGAUGAUAAACAUGAUCGACUCCGUGAAGUACCAGACGAAAAGGAAAAAAUGAUAGGUACGGCAUGGUCGGUUCCUCGUGAAGAAGUAAGAUCAGUCACAAAUAACGAAAACAAUGAUGAUGAUCAUAAUAAUUUUGUUCAUAAUUCCGAACGCUCAUCUGCCAGCGACUUCGAACAACGGGUACUCGAGCUGACAAAUGAAGCACGCAGAAGCGGUCGCUGGUGUGGAUGGUCAUGGUAUUCUGCCACCACUCCACUCCAGUGGAAUAACCUAUUGGGCAAUGCUGCACGUGGUCAUGCCGAAGACAUGCUCGCCCACAACUACUUUUCUCAUAAUAGUCUGGAUGGACGCACUCCCUGGGAUCGUAUGCUAGAGGCAGGCUAUCCGGGAAACUGCGCCGGUGGCGAAAAUAUUGCUGGCAAUUCUAGUCCUGCUGCGGCAGUCCAGGCGUGGAUCGAUAGUUCGGGUCACUGUGCCAAUCUCAUGAAUAGUGAGUUUAAGACACUGGGCGUCGGACAGGCUAGUGGUGGCGCUUAUGGUGGUUAUUGGGUUCAAAAAUUUGGUCGCUGCUAA